AACAAGCCAUGCUGAUGUCAGAGAUUUUUCCUCUGCCCUCCACGGUGGGAGGAUCUCUGUGCGUUGAGUCACGCAGCUGUCAAAGAUAGCUGUCACCCAGUUUCAGGAUCAAACACACAGUCAAUGAGAAAAGGGCUUUGAGUCGAAGGGACGUAGAGAUCUCAGGUAAACCCCCCCACCCUCCUCAAGUCUCCAAAUAAGGACGACCAGAAGAGGAGGAAAAAAAAAAAGAAAAGAAAAGAGAAACGAGUUUUGAUGAAUAAGGAUUUUCGGAAAUUCGGAUACACACUUUGGAUAUCUGGAGAAAAGAAGAAAAACACUGCACUUACACAGAAGACAAUUUUCUUCUUCGCUUGACGAGGAAAAAGUGGGCAUUUUCGCACGGAGAUGAAGACGAAAAAGGGUUUGAUGAUGCUUUCUGGGAGUGAGACGGAUGAUGAGGACAGCGUGGACGCCCCUCUGGAUCUGUCGUCCAGCGCGGGGAGCAACGGGAAGAGGAAACGGCGGGGGAAUCUGCCUAAGGAGUCAGUUCAGAUCCUCAGGGACUGGUUGUACGAGCACCGUUACAACGCUUACCCCUCUGAACAGGAGAAAGCCCUCCUGUCCAAGCAGACUCAGCUCUCCACACUGCAGGUGUGCAACUGGUUCAUUAACGCACGGCGGCGACUUCUCCCAGAGAUGCUGAGGAAAGAUGGCAAAGAUCCCAACCAGUUUACGAUUUCCAGGAAAGGUAGCAAGGCUGGGGACAGCUUCUCUGACAGCUCCCAGUCCCCAAAACACAACAGUCCUGCAGCCAGUACAGAGGAGAGCUUCGACAAACGUGUUCUCCACCCCUCCAGCUUCGAACCCGCCAUGCCUGGUGUCCUGAGGAAGGCAGUGUCCCCCUCCAUACCCUCUCCAACCUCCACGUCCCCCUCUCCGGGGCUCAUGCCCACCCGCCCUUCUGUCAUCUGUCACACCACUGUCACCGCAGCAAUGCAGGCCAGCCCGACAGCCUCCCACGCUUCUGUGCCAGGAAUGAACUGCGACAGGGCAGCUGAGCUGUUGCAGUCUGCACAGGCGUUACUCAGGUGCCAGGAUGAAGGGCCAGGCAUCCAGCCACUCCCCACCACUACCACCAUCCUCAGCAGCACCAGCAUGGAGGGCAACCUGAGCCCCCGCAGCGGGCUGUUCAACACCCCUCCCCCCACCCCUCCAGACCUCACACAAGACUUCAGCGGCUUCCAGCUCCUGGUGGACGUGGCCCUCAAACGGGCUGCAGAAAUGGAGCUGCAAGCCAAACAGCUGGUCUCCUAAAGGGAGAAAGUGAAGAAGAAGAAGAGGAGGCAAUAGAGACUGACUUUGUGUCUCGACUAUGGGACUCAUUGUUCCAUAGUCUGAGUUCAGUGACUUGUCUGCACGCAACAGAGAACAAAUCCACAUGAAAGCCUGAUCAUUUCUAUUUUUGGUAUACCAAUCAAAUUGAUGAGGAUGUUUGUUUGUUUGGUUUUUUUUUUGUUUUUUUGUUUGUUUGUUUUUAAUUGAGAAAAAAAACUGUAUUGAGGUGCCUUGGCUGUAAGUUGUUUAUUCAUUUCAUAUACAUGCGUAUGUAUCUACAUGUGUAUCUUAUUUGCACACAGGGACCAAAAAUGUUAUCAGAUAUAAAUGCUGCCUGUCUUAUGUCUUUCCAUUAUACUGUAUAUCAUUUUAGAGAACAGAGCAAGAGCUAGAGCUAGAAUCAGCCCUCCUUCACAGACCAAUCAGGCGGAUUGGUUGCAUCCACACACGUUUACUGUUUUACAUUUCAGAGAUCAGUUCAUUAUUGUUCUGCCUCAUUUGUUUGCACACUAAAGGCAGAGGAAGGUCAUCUCAGUGUCUUAAACAUACUUUGCUCUUGGCAUCUAUGACAAACUUAUUCACUACUGUAGUAAAUGUUAUGUGUUUUCAUGAGUAUGACUAUAGUUUUGAUUUUGUAAUUUACUUUUACUUUUAGCUAUUUUAAAAGAAAAAAAACUUCUAUGCUUUUUUUUUUUUUUUUAAACUCUUUUUCCCACCAAGGGAUAUUUCAGAUGACCAAUGUAGCAGGUUCUUAGUCUGAGCCUUCAUCCCAUCACUCAGCGAAAACGACGGCCAGUGGACUGGAAAAUUAAACACUACAGAUGUCUUUUCUGCAAUUUGCUGUUUUACAACCUGACAAAGACAGCAUUUUUUGAGAUCACCAAAAAACAUUUUCAUGUAUAAUAGGACCAUUAUAUGCUUAAUGUGACAUAAUGCCCAAUGAUGUGAUUUCUUUUCAUACUGUGCAAUGUUUGUGGCAAAUAGGGGUCACAUGGGAUUCAAAUAAAUUUUUGUUUUUCUACA
Molecule: messenger RNA, 2340 nt
Organism: Xiphias gladius (swordfish)
Lineage: Eukaryota; Metazoa; Chordata; Actinopteri; Istiophoriformes; Xiphiidae
Gene: tgif1
Product: TGFB-induced factor homeobox 1
Exons: 3
Coding region: 388-1296 (302 amino acids)
Biological process (GO): regulation of transcription by RNA polymerase II
Molecular function (GO): DNA-binding transcription factor activity, RNA polymerase II-specific; RNA polymerase II cis-regulatory region sequence-specific DNA binding
Source: RefSeq, a predicted model, not a curated record